Dendronephthya gigantea is the source of this 5261-nucleotide messenger RNA. RefSeq names its product protein Aster-B-like. Gene Ontology annotation, molecular function: sterol binding; sterol transfer activity. The coding region runs from base 2669 to 4888 and encodes 739 amino acids. The record is from RefSeq and is a predicted model, not a curated record. Gene Ontology annotation, cellular component: plasma membrane; endoplasmic reticulum membrane; endoplasmic reticulum-plasma membrane contact site. NCBI's taxonomy places the organism in Eukaryota, Metazoa, Cnidaria, Anthozoa, Malacalcyonacea, Nephtheidae. Gene Ontology annotation, biological process: intracellular sterol transport. The transcript has 23 exons.
GAACUUGACAUGAAGUAGCCAUGAAUUGCCUAAGCCUCUGUGUCUUCUUCCAUCUUGUUGAUUGUUGAACUGAAGCGAAUGAUGACCACUAUAGCUGCUGCUAGAACACGCUUAAAGCACAGGUAUUUAUCAUGGUAUUUAUCGGUGUUUAUCAUGUUAUCGCCUUGCGAAGACUGAUAUAAAUAAAUCAAGCAGAAGGAAGUAAAUAACAUCAAGAUAAAGAAUUUCGACCAUCAUAUGUAUUUUAAAUACUCAGUAGACACUAGACAGUAGCUCCGGCAUUCAUUCGACAUUGGUCCGCUUCAAAAAGAAGUCGACCAGAUAAUUGCAUGCGCCAGGGACGAUCAAAAUAUGGCGUGAUACCGAUCGCCUGAUGUGACGUAAUCACUAAUGAAUAUUUAAUCUACCAUCAUACGAUAUCAUCUGACUCAAUUUUUACAAUGAGUGAAAUAUUUGCAAGGUCCUAUGGCAAGUAAUGGUGUGUAAAGAGACAAAAAUAGACUGCGUAUCGCUGAACUGAGCAAAAAUUCUAGUUAUCAAUGUAGCAAUUGUCAAAAUUUUGCUCGAAUGGAAAAUUUUCACCUCAGCAAUUUGACAUUAAUGAUUAGAAAUUAAAUAAUUCAUAUUGCAUUAGACUUUACAUUAAUAUAAUGGAUUAAGAGGUUUCGCGAAUGCAUGAAGUAGCUGCAUUGGUAAUCCCAUGAAUGCAAACAAUUAUAAUGUAAAAGCGUGUUUUAGUAAAAUUACAAAGAGUGCUUGCGACCUCAUGUAGAGCAAAUACGACCAUACCGUGUCAAACAGACUGUAACGGACGUUUGGGUGAAGAUUAUAAGUGAAGACUUAAUUAUAGCGUGGAAUUUAUUAAUUAUAGAGUUUACAAACCACAAAUUGUAACAAUAAGCUUGAAUCGGGCGUCAUUGUGCAGCCCUAUACAGUAUACACUUACUACACAUAGAACUUCUUUUAAUCUUCACGGUAACAGCUAGUGGUAGACGACAUCUGUGAUGGAACUUAAGGACAAAACAUCAGUUCGUUUUAGUCAGAAAUUGAUAGCGAAAUAGUGAGAAUCACAAUAGUCGAAAUUUGUGAAAAAUAAACUCCUGCAAAAAUGAUGCAAAAAUCAAUCCUAUUGAUAACGAUGUAUGAUUCAUAUCAUGUUAAGACAUGAUGCUCUAAAUCCGUCAUUUUGUGCUUGUUCAAAAAAAAUGACUUCUUUAUUCAAAAAAUACAACAUAACGGACACAUAAGCUCAGUCUUGUAUCGACAGAAAAGAUCGCGUGAUGCAUGCACAAAUGAGUGUAGGAAUCAGAGAAGAAGUCGCGACCAUAUAUCCGCUUAUUUGGUUGACCACUGGUUUCUAUAUGAUAGCUUUAUGCGAUUUAUACGUUUUAAAAGAAUGAUACCAGUGUAACUCCUUAAUUAUUUUUCAAAGUUUGCAUCAUACCAAUAAAGCUCCUUUACCAAUGACUAUAACAAUUACGUUUAAAUCUAAAUAUAUAAUUCUAUAGAAAUAUUUGCAAAGUCAUCAAGAACUUUUUGUAUCUUUGUAAUUGCACCACUUAAUGGAGAUAAGUUAUCAGUGCAGCAAAACAUGAUUGACGCAAGGUAUGCUCUAAUAGGCGGAAAUUGAGUUGUGUGCACAUAUUGAAUUAGACUUCCUGGGAUACCAACGUCUUUGUUCAACGCUCACUAUUAAGGUUACUGCACGGCAAACUGGUGGGAUAAUUAAAAUACUACACCUUUAAAUAAUAUAAGCUGCAAUGCUUCAUAUACAUUUAAGAAUUACGUCAUGAUAAACUACCUCAUUCAGAAAACUCAAACGUUUUAGCUAUAAUGACUGUAGAUUGUAGCGCAAAUGUGUAAUAUUUAUUUCAGCGUUUGUAUAUCUCAGCGUCUCAUCCCAUUAUAGUCGACGGUUAUAAAUAUAGCCUUAGCCUUUCCACUUUUGGAAAAUUCAAUCUAAAAUCAAUGUCACGAGAGUUGACAGGGAUUACAUUAACAUGAACUUGCCAGCCGUUAUAUGGUCUUAAAUCAUUUUGUACAUAGUCCUAGAAGCAUUAAACUGUGUCUGUGUUUGAUAAUGUUUAUAAUCUUUAUAUCGGCGUGGGCGAUUCGUAUUGAUUCAAAGGUGACAGCACAACCAUUGGCUAAUCGUAGUUCAGAGGCACUGCGGAAGCCAACCUACACAAAGACCAGUUUAAGAUUACCUGGAAUUAUGACUCUGAGAUGCAAAUUUCAAUCUCGCUCCGUAUGUAUGUGCGUAUAGCAUGCAUCCGUGGCAUUAAUGUGUUUGUUUUUCCAAUCCGGUGAUGUUCAUGCAUACGCCGACUAUAGAGUAUAGACAAUAUUGUACAGUACGUGUCGUUUACCGAGUAAGGUAGGUUGAACUUUGAACAUUCCGUUAUCACGCGAUGUGUAGGUUAUAUGCGAACGUGUAGAAUUCAUCAAUAGGACCUUCCAAUGGCAAUGGAAGCCUAUAGCCAUAGCCAUUUUGUUAUGGCGGGCUGUGGCUUGUAAUAACCGUAGAUAUUCAAGAUUAAUUGGUGGCCCGCCGAGGUUAAGCGAAGUCACUCAUAAGAUAUGUCAUAACGAAAGACAGUUGACAGGAAUGUCAAAUAUUUCAUGCAUAUUUCUGACCGCAGCAGCAAACCAAGACUGACACCAGCUCAUGGGUUAUAAGAUGAAAAAGAAAUUUCGAAUAUUGAAAAGGAAAAGCCGCAGCUUGCAAGAUGUUUUGCCCCUUCGUCAACAUAUCAUAAGCAUUAAUGCUGAGGAAUCAUCCCUACCAAGAUCUGCAAGUGCUGUGGAAGGAAACAGUAAGUUUCGUCUUCGUGACAUCAGCCCAUCGAGAUUGAGAGAAAGGCGUAAAAAACAUGAUAGGAAAAAAUCUGAUAAAGAUUCAAAACUAUCACCAUCACAAUCAGGAAGAAAAAACAUUCGUUCAUCGUCAUCAUGGCUACCAGCCUCAUUUCAACAGAUGUUCCCCUCAUACAAAUCUAAAACAGGAGAUUUCAGAAGACUAUUUAAAGACAUUCCAGAAAGUGAAAGAUUAAUUACAGAUUAUUCUUGUGCAUUACAAAGAGAUAUUCUAGUUCAUGGUAGAUUAUAUGUAUCACAGAGCUGGCUCUGCUUUUAUGCUAACAUAUUUGGUUGGGAAACUUUGGUAACAAUCAACUUGAAACAUGUUACAUCACUGACCAAAGAAAAAACCGCUUUAGUAAUUCCAAAUGCUAUUCAAGUUUGGAGUGAGUCAGAAAAGUAUUUUUUCACAUCAUUCGUAUCAAGAGAUUCAACUUAUCGUAGUUUAACACGAAUAUGGAGGAACAUUCUUUCGGAUGAACCUGAGGAUAUUCCAACUUUAAUGAAAGCUGUAGGAAAAUAUAUAGACAUUGAUUCCGAGGAUGUUGAUAACAGCAGCCGAGGUAGUAACGAUGACUUGCCGUCAGAGUGCGAUGAUGACAUCAUUGUUGUUGACGAUGAUGACGAUUCAGUUGUUGAUUCGGAGGAACACAACUCUGGAGAAAGGAAUAGUCUCACUAGCAAGACAGAAGGUGAUGACAAGUCACUAGAAGACAGAGAAUCAUUAGCACCUACCGUCCCUGAUAUCGCCGUAUCUCCAGCUUCACCAACCGAAAAAGUAACUCGUGAUCGAACUUCAAAGAUCUCCAAUGGAACUGUUCCGCGGCGGAAAUCCCCCGAAACGAGGAGAAGGUUUCCAUUUCCCUUCAAGAGAGAGUUUAGUCCAUUAAUGAGAAGGAAAAAUCAGAGGCCAAACAAGAAACAUGGCAGCAUCGAGGACGAAAAUGGUAGUCUACAUCGGGAUAGUUUGAUUGAGGAUGGAAGUGUCAGUGAAUCAAAUGAAGACGAAGAAGUACCCGUCUUAUGUCCUUGCGAAAGUCAUCUCAAUCUUGAAUGUCUAAAUGAGGAAUAUGCUAUCUCUGUGGAUAGGCUGUACGAGUAUCUAUUUACCGACUGCGAUUUCUAUCGGAGCAUUCGCUCAGAAAGGAAACAUUUCGAUCUUGAUAUCGAGCCCUGGGUAGAAGAGGACGAUAAGAAGAAACGCGCUGUUAGAUACACAAUAAAUCUUGGAUUGACCAUAGGUCCAAAAACUUCUAGAAUUCAAGAAAAUCAGCAACUAGAAUCGAGUGAACCUGGGCAAUUCUAUGUGGUAGAAACAAGUGUAGCAAAUGAAGGUGUUCCUUACGCAGAUAGCUUCGUCGUCAUUCACAGAUAUUGUCUCUCAAGAGUAAACCCGUAUAUGUCCCGACUGAGGGUAACGGCUUUGGUGAAGUACGUUCGGCCUGUCUGGGGAUUCGUAAAAAAUAUGAUAACAAAAAAUUCUACGGAAGCAUUGGCAACGUUUUUUGAUUUCUUAAAGGAUUUUAUAAGGACGGUAGAAGACGAAUCCGUUCUAAACUUGAAAAGAAAAUUCACGUCAUCAAAAAAACGUUCACGACUGAAAACGCACGAGGACGAGAUACAAGGAGAUGAAAUGGAGGAGACAGGUGAAUCUGUUGCUAUUUCCUCUGAGAACAUUAGUGGGCGAUUUUCGUCGUUUGUAAACUACAUUAGGAGAGACAACAAUAUGUUCUUUAGUGCCUUUAUAGUUUUGCUAGUGGUUUUAAUCCUUUUAAACGGUUAUCUCAGCUACAGAGUUAUAUCACUCGAAUAUUCAACAAAAUCAUGGGAGAUUUUAUCACCGUCAAUAAAUGAUCUGCCAACCAAUAUGGAUGAGUUGCGUAGUCUACUAUACAAACAACAAUAUAUUCAAAACAUUCAGUUUAAAAGGUGGCAACAUGUUCUUUCGACAUCUAUGCAAUUCUUACAACAGGUGCAAGACUCAUUAAGUGAAUUACAAAAAGAAGUGGAGAAACCAUUAAAUACGUAGCGAUACCCAGACAUGUGGAUGAAAUUAGCUCCUUGGCGUACAAUGCUGACAAGAUUUAGGGGGCGUCCACGAUAUCGUUCAUUUUCGCCAAAACACGUGGACUCUUUCUGCCCUGCAGCACUUAAAAUCCUGUCACGCAGACAAACUAGUUGCAGUCUGAUGAUGUUGGCAUUCCUUGGAUAGAUUCGGGAUUCUAAAGAUCAAUCUUGCUGGUUCGAGAUUCUUCAAUCAUCAGCCCUGUGCCAUUUGUCUGUGUGCAAUAUAUACAAUACGUAGAAAUAUUCCAUCCUUAAUUUAUGCAAUAUUAACUUUAAUGAUUUAAAAAUUCUAGUUAAAUUAUUAUAUUACGAAGUGGGAAUAAUAAAUUGUUUAU